Messenger RNA from Triticum turgidum subsp. durum (durum wheat), 387 nucleotides. The record is from the annotation of a GenBank genome assembly. NCBI's taxonomy places the organism in Eukaryota, Viridiplantae, Streptophyta, Magnoliopsida, Poales, Poaceae.
AUGUGCUCCAAGUGCUACCGCGACCACCUCAAGGCCACCGACAUGGUUGCCCCCGCCGUCGAGGGGAAGACGACGGUCAAGGCCGACGACGUGGCCAACCUCGCCUUCAACCUCAAGACGUCGCUGAGCCUGCAGGAUCACUCUGCAGCUGGUGCUGCCAAGGGGCCGGCCGCCGAGACACCGGCGAAGAAGCCGACCAGGUGCAUGGCGUGCAAGAAGAAGGUGGGACUGCUGGGGUUCGCGUGCCGGUGCGGCGGCACCUUCUGCUCGCUGCACCGCUACGUGGACGGGCAUGCGUGCGACUUCGACUACAAGAAGGCCGGCCGUGAGAAGAUCGCGCAGCAGAACCCUCUCGUUGUGGCACCCAAGAUCCAGAACAAGAUUUGA